AUGAAGAAGUCCACGUUGCUGUCGCUGGACGCUUUCGCCAAGACGGAAGAGGACGUACGAGUGCGCACCAAGGCUGGUGGGCUGAUCACUCUAUCGUGUAUUCUGACCACGCUGUUUCUGCUGGUGAACGAGUGGAGGCAGUUCAAUUCUGUGGUGACAAGGCCACAACUGGUGGUGGACCGUGACCGCCACGCCAAGCUGGAGCUGAACAUUGACGUGACUUUCCCCUCGAUGCCGUGCGACCUAGUGAACCUCGACAUUAUGGACGACUCCGGGGAGAUGCAACUGGAUAUCCUUGACGCUGGGUUCACGAUGACCAGGCUGGAUAAAGAGGGACGCCCCGUGGGAGAUGCUGCUGAGUUACAAGUGGGGGGGGACGGUGACGGUGUUGCGCCAGUGAAUGACGACCCCAACUACUGUGGGCCUUGUUACGGUGCCAGAGAUCAGACACAGAACGAGAAUCUGGCACAGGCAGACAAAGUUUGCUGUCAAGACUGUGAUGCAGUGAGAUCCGCGUACUUGGACGCAGGCUGGGCAUUCUUUGACGGGAAGAACAUCGAGCAAUGUGAAAGGGAGGGCUACGUGAGCAAGAUCAACGAGCACUUGCACGAAGGUUGCCGGAUCGAAGGGUCUGCUCAGAUCAACAGGAUUCAGGGGAACAUUCACUUCGCUCCCGGAAGACCUUUCCAGAACGCUAAUGGUCACUUCCAUGACGUUUCUCUGUACGAAAAGACGCCAGAUCUGAACUUCAACCACAUGAUCAACCACCUAAGUUUCGGGAAGCCAAUCGAGUCGCGCAAUAAGCUGCUGGAGAACGAUGACCGCCACGGCGGUGCCGUGAUUGCCACUUCUCCCUUGGAUGGGCGCAAGGUGUUCCCGGAGAGGACCACGCAUUCCCACCUGUUCUCCUACUUUGCCAAGAUUGUCCCCACCAGAUACGAGUAUUUGGACGACGUGGUCAUCGAGACAGCACAAUUCAGUGCCACCUAUCACUCUCGGCCUCUCAGGGGUGGGAGAGACCAGGACCAUCCAAACACGUUCCAUGCCAGGGGCGGUAUUCCGGGCCUGUUCGUGUUCUUCGAGAUGUCGCCGCUGAAAGUCAUCAAUAAGGAACAGCACGGCCAAACCUGGUCCGGCUUCAUCCUGAACUGUAUCACCAGCAUCGGUGGUGUCCUAGCUGUGGGCACCGUCAUGGACAAGCUGUUCUACAAGGCGCAAAGAUCCAUCUGGGGUAAGAAGAGCCAAUAG
This is a messenger RNA of Saccharomyces kudriavzevii IFO 1802, 1248 nucleotides long. It is a transcript of the gene ERV46, whose product is annotated as retrograde cargo receptor ERV46. The transcript has a single exon. The record is from RefSeq and is a predicted model, not a curated record. Lineage: Eukaryota; Fungi; Ascomycota; Saccharomycetes; Saccharomycetales; Saccharomycetaceae. Gene Ontology annotation, biological process: retrograde vesicle-mediated transport, Golgi to endoplasmic reticulum; endoplasmic reticulum to Golgi vesicle-mediated transport. Gene Ontology annotation, cellular component: COPII-coated ER to Golgi transport vesicle; endoplasmic reticulum; Golgi membrane. The coding region runs from base 1 to 1248 and encodes 415 amino acids.